AUGCGAUGGGUGUACUCUUCACCGCUGUAUACGUCCUACACCGCUGCGCAGGAAUUGGCCUGUCUGAAGCACGCGCUGACCCUAGACCACUCGCUGCUCGGCUGUUCCUCACUGUCACGGAAAGUCACCAUGAACCAGCAGCUACAGGAAGAAAUGAAAAUAAAGGACCACAUCCUGCGGGAGCGUGGCGGAGCGUGCCGGCGUAGCCCAGCUGCACUGCCGCAGGUGCGGAGCACGCAGACUGCAGACAAAGCAUACCUGCCAGCCCAAGGGGGUGGGAACGGUGAGUGCGUGGGACAGGCGCCUUCUGUGGAAGUGCACAGAACGUCACAGUGGUUUCAAAGAAAUGGACCUAUGAAUAUCAAUCACUACGCAAAUAAGAAGAGCGCUGCGGAGAGCAUGUUGGACAUUGCCCUGCUGAUGGCCAAUGCGUCCCAGCUGAAAGCUGUGAUGGAGCAAGGACCUUCUUUUUCCUUCUACGUCCCACUUAUCGUUCUUAUCAGCCUGUCGCUCACACUGCAAGUUAUGGUCGGAGUGCUCCUGAUAUUCCUUGUAAAAUAUGACCUUAACAACCCUGCAAAACAUGGAAAGCUGGAUUUCCUCAACAACCUUGCAACUGGACUAGUAUUCAUUAUAGUAGUUGUGAAUAUUUUUAUUACUGCCUUUGGAGUGCAGAAGCCAGUUGCUGAGUCAGCAUCCAAACAGUAA
Molecule: messenger RNA, 708 nt
Organism: Opisthocomus hoazin
Lineage: Eukaryota; Metazoa; Chordata; Aves; Opisthocomiformes; Opisthocomidae
Source: RefSeq, a predicted model, not a curated record